CGGCAUUACAGGAAUCGAUGGGAUCCAAUCCAAGGAAAGAACCACACGCCCAACCCCAAUCCAUCAACUUCCCAGCUUAGUGCCGCCCUCCACUAUCAACGACCAACUUCACUCCUCUCCAAACGCCCAGAUAGACCAUAGUCCCCAUUCUCUUCUCUUUCGCGCGCAAAACACUCCGGUCGACUUUUGUCACGCAUCUGCCUUUGCUCUUAUCGCUACCACCUCCGCCAUUUUCGAGCGGUACGCGCGGUCGCCUGCAACCCCCUUGGCCCCAACGCUCCAGCCUAAGCCCCCGAGGACUCGUAGUCCUUCGUGCCUAUCGAGGGUACUGUCACCUUGCGUAAAGCAACGUCGUCAACGACAGGUCUAAGCUCUGUAGGCGACAGAUCGCGGUAGGCAGCCAGCUUUGUCCGCCUUGUUAACUAAGGCUCUGCCUCUAUAUCAUGGGUACUCGUCGACUGACCACAUCAACCACGAUGCCAGACUUUCCAAGGAAGUGGACAUUGCUGUUCCAAGUUAUAUUAUUAGUUUGAUACGAGGCCGCCUUUAUCGCCCGUCUUGCGUUAAGCCCGUCCCACCCUCCACACCUACGAGCUCGACCUCCAGCCCGAAUCUGAAUCUCAUCCUGAACCUGAACCUGCGCCGCACGAUCGACCUAGCCGCUCCGUCCCUGUCCCGCGAUCGCUGAACCUGUCCCUUACGUUUCCGCCCCUCUGGUCCCCUGUCGCCAUGGCCUCUUCCUCCUUCCGAGACUCGAUAAACUCCCUCGGCUGGAGUCGCCGCGAUGAACCAGUCAAUACUUCUCAGCAAAGCGGGUUACUCUCCUCUCUUCAGAGUUUAAAUCCCUUCCAAGGAGGCAGCGGUUAUGUCCGUCUACCUACCACCGAGAGUUCAGGUGCACCUCUCCCCGCGCCCAGUCGACGUGAAGAAGAGGAAGGCUGGUUUGUUCUUAGCCGAUGGGAUCGCUUGUUGAUCUUUGGUGCUUGUAACCUCGCUGCUGUGGCAUGUUUCGUCAUCUGCUUCACUCUAUUCCCCGUCCUCUCUCUGAGACCACGCAAGUUUGUCAUAUUAUGGUCGGUUGGAUCACUAAUGUUCCUGGCCUCCUUCGCUGCGGUAAUGGGCCCCAUGAACUACGUUUAUCACCUUCUUUCGACUCCUCGACUGCCGUUUACUGCGGCGUAUUUCGGCUCUAUCACGUUGACCCUAGUGUUUGCCUUGAAGGUGAGGUCUAGCUUGCGAUGGGCUGAAGAUUUUACUUACAUACCGAAAGCUUCACAGCACAAUUCUCACCUUAUUCUCCGCUCUUGUUCAACUUGCCUGCCUGCUCUGGUACUUGAUCAGUUAUUUCCCUAUGGGAUCUACUGGACUGCGCUUUGCCACAUCGUUUGGUGCAAGGCAAGCAACAGCAUGGAUGACUGGCUAGAAAAGUCCCUUGACUACAUGCAGUACGGGACUCUUGUCCUCAACACGUUUCACGAUGUUCCCAGGCUCCAAGGAUCCAAGUCCUCCUGUACACCAACUGUCUGUCUUGUGUAACAUUAGCAGCGAAUUGACCAUAACAUCAUGGAUUCAGGCAACAGUGGAAUGGUUUUACGAGAACAGCUGUCGAUUUAGGAUAAAAGCAAAUACCUAUGUAUAAUUUUUGUAAUUAUAUAUACCUGUAAUCAAGUCCGAGUCUUGCUGUGGUAUAUGCCCAGCCAAAGUACUACAGUCAUCAUUUGACGCAGUAAACCCC
Molecule: messenger RNA, 1735 nt
Organism: Fusarium odoratissimum NRRL 54006
Lineage: Eukaryota; Fungi; Ascomycota; Sordariomycetes; Hypocreales; Nectriaceae
Exons: 3
Coding region: 730-1536 (268 amino acids)
Biological process (GO): vesicle-mediated transport
Cellular component (GO): membrane
Source: RefSeq, a predicted model, not a curated record